Molecule: messenger RNA, 357 nt
Organism: Lolium perenne
Lineage: Eukaryota; Viridiplantae; Streptophyta; Magnoliopsida; Poales; Poaceae
Source: RefSeq, a predicted model, not a curated record
AUGGACGCCGGCCUGCGGGCCUCGCUCCAGGGCAGCUGCCCGCCUCACACGGUGACGCCGCAGAACGAGUCUGGCGACACCAUCGUCCCCAUGAACCUCCUGGCGCCGCACGGGCCCUUCAGGCUCGACAACUCCUUCUACCGAAGCGUGCUCGCAGGGAAGGCCGUCUUGCAGAUCGACCAGGAGCUGGCGUCCGACGGCAUGGCCAGGCUCAUCGCCGCCAAGUUCGCGGUCGGGCCGCGCAAGUUUCGGAAGCAGUUCGCCAGGUCCAUGGUGAAGCUGGAGAGCGUACACGUUCUCACCGGAGAGCAGGGGGAGGUCAGGCUGAACUGUCGAAAGUUGCAGUUGCUUUUUUAG